AUGCUCCGCAUCUGGAGGGUGUCAGGGCAAGAGCUGCCUCCCCUUAACAUGGAGGACGAGAAGAUCCGUAGCGUAAGGGACCUGAAGCGUUCCCUGCGAAGUCUCCAUGGCUUCCCGCUUUGCAUGCAGCAGCUGCUUCAUGAUGGCAACCCCUUGGAUAACACUACACAGCUGGAUGCUGCGAUGGACUUACAACUCGUCUUGCUGCCCCUGGCCACAGCCGAUCAAAAGUUCGAGGCUGGUAAGGAGCUUCUUAAAGCCUGCGGCAGUGGCGACCUGGAGACUGCGCGGUUCUUGUUGGAGGCUGGGGUCGAUAAGGACUUUCGGAACCCGGACGGUGGGGAAACGCCUCUCCUCCGCGCAGUUGAGGAUGAUGGCCAUGUGCAUAUUGUGCAGCUGCUCUUGAAGGCUGGUGCGCAUGCGAACAGGAGCGAUUACUUUGGCGAAGCCCCACUGAUGUAUGCAGCCCGUAACGGACAUGUGGAGAUUGCGCAGUUGCUGCUGGAAGCUGGUGCCGACAAGAACUUGGAGAACAACGAAGGCGAGACGGCUUUGAUGAUCGCAGCUGGGAACCCCGAGAUGCAAGAGUUGCUGGCAAAUGCCUAA
This is a messenger RNA of Symbiodinium pilosum, 606 nucleotides long. NCBI's taxonomy places the organism in Eukaryota, Dinophyceae, Suessiales, Symbiodiniaceae. The record is from the annotation of a GenBank genome assembly.